Messenger RNA from Dendronephthya gigantea, 730 nucleotides. RefSeq lists its product as uncharacterized. The record is from RefSeq and is a predicted model, not a curated record. The transcript has 2 exons. NCBI's taxonomy places the organism in Eukaryota, Metazoa, Cnidaria, Anthozoa, Malacalcyonacea, Nephtheidae. The coding region runs from base 37 to 708 and encodes 223 amino acids.
GCUUACGUUGUGCGUGUGUUACAUUCAGACGGACAAAUGGGUGUAUUUCUCUCUAUCAGCAACAGCAGCAACGAAUUAACAAGAUCGCAAAAGUUGUUUCGUCUUACUGAAAGCAACGAGAUCAUCGUAGAUCCAGCCGAUUUUCAAACGUUUAUCAAGACAUUUCGAUCGCUGCAGUGUAAGAAAGAAGACAACCAAAUAGACCUAAGAAACCUUGUUUUGGAAUGGAAGAGUCAUUUGAAGGGCAACCUAAACACGCAAGAUAUACGAAGUCAAGCCUAUGAACUUAUCGAUACCAUAGAGAACCUUCACGACGAGCAGGACAUCUUGCUGGAAGGUGAAAAAAAGAAAUUGGAACUCAUGGCUCGGGAGGUUGCUACAAAUAACAGCGCUGGAUCACACCAUCAUGUUGGGUUAGCUAUGAAUGAUCAGAGUAAUUCAUUGCUUGGCGGCGGGGGUUUAAAAGGUACAAGUGGGGAACAAUCGACCAAGGGUGGUGAUUUUACGGACAUGCAUAAAGAGAUAUCGCGAAGACAGCAAUAUUUACAGAUGUUUAAUAACCAAAGCACUAUUGCUCUGAAGCGAGCCCUUCUUGAUAUCGAAGCCUGCAGGAAGAUGGUUGAUUAUAGCAAGGACUUUGUUGAUAACUCAGAAGAGAUCUCGUCCAGCGAAGAGAGUAGUGAAGAACCCUUUCCUCAUCCCGUAUAAAAACAUCAAUUGAUGCGGGGAA